GAAGAAGAAGCAGACGAAGAAGAAAAAGAACCGGUGCUACGGAAGUAGCAUGUGAGCUGAGUCCUCUUCAUGUGUUGAAGCUUUUUAAAACAACGUGUUGAACUCGUGUCUGUUUCAAGACGAUGACAAAACCGAAAGCAGAUCCAACUAUGCCGCUCCAGUUUGUUUAUACCGACCAGGACUUUGUCACAGAUGUGCACCGAAGCAGUGAAAAGGGUCCGUCACCGACAGCCCAGUUUGACGCUGUCGUCCGAGCCGGCUGGAGCGACAGGAUGGCGAGGGGACUUUUCCGCUACAAUCUGGGUGAUUUGCAAACUCGCAUCAUGCCGGGGUCACACGGCUACGUGGCCCAGUUGAAUAUUCAAAGAGGAACAGAGAAAAGAAAGCCUCAGGAGAUACUGAGCAUUAAACAGGAGUUCAACGCCAAACAGUUUAACUUUAACAAAAUCAAUCCAGAGGAAGUUAUAUUUGAGAUGAUAAAGGACACGGAGGGAGGCCCAGCCUUGCCUCAGCAGAGCAGGAUGGUCGUGCUGGUCAACGUCAGUCCACUGGAGUUUGGACAUUGUCUCUUCGUUCCAGAACCGUCGUGCUGUUUACCGCAGGUUCUGACGAGGAUCACCAUCCAGGGCGGCAUUGAAUCUGUGCUCCUGAGUGCCGACACUGGCUUUCGCGUGGGUUUCAACAGUCUGGGCGGAUUUGCGUCAGUCAACCAUUUACACCUACAUGGCUAUUACAUGGACCAUGAGAUGAAGAUAGAAUCCAUGCUGCUCAAGCCGUUGGUUCCCGACAAAGGUUUUUAUCGCUUGUUGGACUUUCCCGCAGGUUUUGUGUUUUACGCUGAAUCACAGGAUGUGGAGAAAGUUGCCAGUGCAAUUUGUGAAGUGACAGACUUUCUUGUAGAUGGAAAUAUUGCCCACAACUUGUUUUUGACCAGAGGAUGUCCUCCCUGUGAUCGGAUACAGGACAAAACAAAUGUCUGUCUGAGAAAAGGUGUUCGUAUCGCUGUGUGGCCCCGAAUGUCCUGCUUCGGUGCCAAAGAGGAUUCUGCGUUCAAUGUUGCUCUGUGUGAGCUGGCUGGACAUUUACCGUUCAAGAACAAGAAGGACUAUGAGCUCAGCACUGAGAAAGAUGUGAUGGGUAUCAUCGAGCGGUAUCUCCUGCCUGACAGAGAGUUUCACAGCUUGGAACAGCAGCUUCUUCGUCUUUUAACGGAUUCUUAAUGAGGGGAGAACUUGUGUGAGCUGCAAACAGUUGAAAUAGAUCCUUUUAUACGUUUCAAAAUGUAUUUAAUUUAUUUAUUACAUUUUUAAAUGUGUAUGCUUUUCCUCUAAGGGAAGUUUUUUUAGUGAAACUUGUAUUAAAAACAUUUGACAACCCAAACCACUGUAUAUAAAACAGAAGCUUGUUAUUGAAUUUUUGUUUGCUUUUGUUCUCAGUUAUGAUUGUGAAAACAAGCCCUUUUUCACAACUUAGAUUUUGGUAUGGUCAGGUAUAACAGCACAGUUAAUGGAUUUAGCAUUCUGCCGUGAAGAUUCUUCAAUGCAUUGACUAUUGAUAAAUAAAACGAGGGAACAGGGAAUGUUGUUUUUGACAUUGAUCUAGUGACCAAAAUAACUCUGUAUUAUCAUCCUAAUCCUUUUGCCAAUAUCCCCCUUUUGAGAAUUUCUAAAUUAUAAUACUGAUAAUAUAAGAUUUAGCUGUUUUGGGUCCAGGGUGGAGGCUCACUGUCACACUUUCACUGCUGAUAAUGACACGUGACACUUUUACUACUACUACAAGUCAAAGUGACCACUGUGAACGCUGUUCAUUGGUCACUAUAUAUUUUCACUAUAUGUGUAACACCAUCUCACUUUACGUUAGUCACGCCUCUUCCACCCUGAUACUCGUACAACACAAUUGUACAUAGAAUAUACAAAUACAGCACAUACAAUAGUCUUGCCUGACAGUGGUAGUCUGAUAGAGCUGGAUCAGUGGGACACGUUCUCCCUGAAGAGCACAUCAUCUGCCAGAAUCACAUCACCAAGGUGACAAGCAGUGAGAUCAAUGAGCACAGAUGCGUGGCCACUCAUUACAGAACUGGUGAGAACAGAACCAGCGCCUUGAUCUAUGUGUCCAGCAGCUGAUGUGCUCAUUUGCCAAUUUUCAUUUGAGAUAAUGAUAUCAUGAGACAUUUUACUUUAGCAGCCAAUGUGAAUGGAUUUGUUAUGUCAUUAAAACCUUUCAUGGAAUUGAAGAGGCAUUUCUUUAUGUAAUGAGCAUGUAAUGAUUACAUGUAAGUAUAACGAACACAUGCACAAACACACAUUUAUAUAUGAGUUUAUUUAGCCGGAUAGG
Platichthys flesus (European flounder) is the source of this 2334-nucleotide messenger RNA. It is a transcript of the gene gdpgp1, whose product is annotated as GDP-D-glucose phosphorylase 1. The record is from RefSeq and is a predicted model, not a curated record. Gene Ontology annotation, molecular function: GDP-D-glucose phosphorylase activity. The transcript is spliced from 2 exons. NCBI's taxonomy places the organism in Eukaryota, Metazoa, Chordata, Actinopteri, Pleuronectiformes, Pleuronectidae. Gene Ontology annotation, cellular component: cytoplasm. Bases 123 to 1220 code for a protein of 365 amino acids. Gene Ontology annotation, biological process: glucose metabolic process.